This is a messenger RNA of Pogoniulus pusillus (Red-fronted tinkerbird), 424 nucleotides long. Its product is annotated as scale keratin-like. Gene Ontology annotation, molecular function: structural constituent of cytoskeleton. The transcript has 2 exons. The record is from RefSeq and is a predicted model, not a curated record. NCBI's taxonomy places the organism in Eukaryota, Metazoa, Chordata, Aves, Piciformes, Lybiidae. Gene Ontology annotation, cellular component: intermediate filament. The coding region runs from base 44 to 424 and encodes 126 amino acids.
CUUCUCCUCGGGGAACAGGAGCUCCCUUGCAUCCCGACCAAAGAUGUCCUGCUACGACCUGUGCCCGCCCAAGGCCGAGCUGUGCCCGCCCCGAGCCAGCGUGGCCGUGCCCCAGCCCAUCGCCGAGAGCUGCAACGAGCUGUGUGCCCGCCAGUGCCCCGACUCCACGGCCUUCAUCCAGCCGCCCCCCGUCGUCGUCACCUUCCCCGGCCCCAUCCUCAGCUCCUUCCCCCAGCAGGCCGUGGUUGGCUCCUCCGGAGCUCCUGCCUUUGGCGGCUCCCUGGGGCUGGGAGGCCUCUACGGCGCCGGCGCCACCCAGGGCUCGGGGGGGCUCUGCACCUUCCCCAGAGCUGCUCCUGCCUGCAGCCCCUGCCUGCUGCCUCGCUACACCAGGAAGCUCUGGGACACCUGCGGGCCCUGCUAG